GACCGUCCGGCCCGAGAGGAGAGGAGAGAUUCUUGUAAAACAAGGAGUUUCCAGCCUUCAACUUUUUCCAUGGCCCAAAGCCGUUUGUCAUAUGAUCCGAUCUUCGUUGUCCUGCACCAUAGUGGACAUUUUCACUGUGUACCUGCUUCACUAAUUAGAUCAGGGGAUCUGCAAUUUUAUUUUUAUCCUUUGCUUGUGCUUUGCUUUAGUUUAGGUGCCUACUUUUUGUUCCUUUGCUUGCAACCGCGACUCGCUUGUGGUCGAUUUAUAUUUCAUCAUAUAUCAACCUCACCUUGUCUCCAUAUCAACAACCUGUUUUCUCUCAUCUGCAACUCCCACCAUCAAAAUACAUUGUUCUCUUAAAUACCUACCUACCUACCUCUCUUUCCAUACUUCGAUCUACAGUCGAAGCUUUUCAAUUCUUGAUCCUUCCAAAAACCUUCAAAAUGCAAUUCUCCAAGCUUCUCAGUGUCGCCGUCGGUCUUUUGGCCACAGCCGAAGCCAUCUCCGUUCAAAAGCCUCGCAUUGCUGCCCGCGGUUCCCAAAAGAAAUUCAACUUGAAGCUCAAUACCGUCCAUGCUGCUGCCCCUGCUUCUUCAUCUGCUAUCAAGGACAUGAUUAUUGAAGGCAUCGUUACCAGAUCUGCUGUUGACAAGAGCAACGGAACUCUGGUUUAUGAUGAUUCCAUUUCCUUCACCUUCAUCGACCCCAACAGUAAUACUUCCACAGCCUGCAACGAUGAUUUCCUAGGCACACCCGAAACCACUCAAUUCCCUACCGGAUGGGUUCCCUGCAAUAACAAUGGCAACUUGAUGGAUGAUUUCUACUGGCAAUUUACUAGUUAUACAUCCCUUACUCAAUUCAGUAUUGAGUUGAUUCACGGUUUUGUUGGUUCCAACAAUGCAGGUGAAGUUCUCAGAUCCGCAGAUACACCUAUUGUCCUCACCUGCGCCGAUGUAAACCAUAUCGAUGGAUGUUAUUCCAACCAAACCAUUUCAGUUCCAGUCGCCUCUGCUACGGCAUAGAUAAUUUAAAUCGAAUCCGACAGUUUGGAAUUCGAUCAAGGGGAUGGGGUGUUUUUUUGGGCGGCUUCAAUCGGUGUAUUUUUGUAAUAGUUUGAGUGGCGAGAGUGAUAAAUGAUGGAACGGGAUUCUAGGUUGUGCUCACGCAUAAUACGGCCACCAUGGGUUCUGGUUUAAAAAAAAAUAAAGAGUCGCUCAGAAAUUUCUCCUCGAAAGACUGGGGAGGCUCAAAAUUGAUGAAGAGUUGUAGAUACUUCUUCUAUCCUAAUGAUGUUCAUUGCCGCUUCAAUUGGCAUGGGCUAGAUGUAAUCAAGCAAAACAUUAAAAAUAUGAAUAAUAAUAAAUACAUGUGUCAAAACUGCGGUGCUUGCGCUUCCAUUCAUGUGUAUACUGUGAUUUGGCUACCUUCCCAAACCCCCUCUCAUCUAUUCCAGGAAUCCCUAAAAAAAAUUCCGCAGAUAGUAUUCA
Molecule: messenger RNA, 1490 nt
Organism: Botrytis cinerea B05.10
Lineage: Eukaryota; Fungi; Ascomycota; Leotiomycetes; Helotiales; Sclerotiniaceae
Exons: 3
Coding region: 447-1025 (192 amino acids)
Source: RefSeq, a predicted model, not a curated record